Messenger RNA from Sclerotinia borealis F-4128, 393 nucleotides. NCBI's taxonomy places the organism in Eukaryota, Fungi, Ascomycota, Leotiomycetes, Helotiales, Sclerotiniaceae. The record is from the annotation of a GenBank genome assembly.
AUGUCGUGGCAGGCUUAUAUCGACCAAAGUCUUUGUGGAAGUGGACAUGUCGAGAAGGGAGCCAUCUACAAUUUGGAGGGAACCUCUUGCUGGGCCACCAGCCCCGACUUCGCGAUUACCCCCGAAGAAAUGGCCGAGGUCGUCAAGGGACUGAAUGGAAAUCAUGAUGGUUUAUACGCAAAUGGAUUACAUCUUGCUGGCGAAAGAUAUGUUCUUACCAAGGUGGAGGAUGAGAAUAAGAUACUCUAUGCUCGAAAGGGCAGAGAUGGACUCGUUAUCGGCAAAACCGUCCAAGCAAUCGUCGUAGCCCGUUACGUCGAUCCAAUGAUCGCCGGAAAUACCUCAGAUACUGUUCAAAAAUUGGUCGAUUAUCUCGUGAAAGUUGGCUACUAA